Molecule: messenger RNA, 3360 nt
Organism: Culicoides brevitarsis
Lineage: Eukaryota; Metazoa; Arthropoda; Insecta; Diptera; Ceratopogonidae
Gene: dia
Product: protein diaphanous
Exons: 6
Coding region: 76-3240 (1054 amino acids)
Biological process (GO): actin cytoskeleton organization; actin filament polymerization
Cellular component (GO): actin filament
Molecular function (GO): small GTPase binding; actin binding
Source: RefSeq, a predicted model, not a curated record
AGUAGUGUUGUGCAUAGUUAUUUAUUAACAGACGCUGAAAUCUAUAUAAAAAGAAACAUAAAACGUCGUUUAAAAAUGUCUCGCAAUGAGAAAAUGAAGUCAGCGGGCUUUCUGGACAACUUUUUUGGUCGCAAACACAAAGUUUAUAGCGGAAGUGGACUGGAGGAACACCAUGAGACUGAUAUCAGUCUCGGCGUUUCGAAACUUAGCAAUGACGAAAUAAACAUCAAGUUCAUGGAUAUUUUGGAAGAUAUGAAUAUACCAAAAGAUAAAAGGGAGCCAUUGAUGCUUAAAGAUAUGCGUGAGAAACGUGAGAUGUUGAUAAUGCACUAUAAAGGCAAAGCGUCCUCUUGGACAAGCUCUCGCUUUGAAAAACCUCAAGAUUACAAACUUUAUUUGCGUGAAGGUGAUCACAGUUCCAGUAAAAUAUUACAAUGUGUUGAGAGUUUACGAGUGGCCUUGACAAGUAAUCCAAUUAGUUGGAUAAAAGAGUUCGGAGAAGAAGGAUUAGAUGAAAUUGUUGCAUUGUUACAAAAAUGUAAACAGAGAAAGGACUAUGAUAAGAUUGAAUUCGAGUGUAUUCGAUGUCUGAAAGCCAUCUUAAAUAACUCAUGGGGUAUAAAUGUCGUUUUGAAGCCGGAGCAACAUGCAGCAGUAGUGCUUCUUGCUCAAAGCUUGGACAUUUCCAAGCCACAAAGUAUGUGUGAGGCUCUAAAACUUUUGGCAGGUUUUUGCCUUUUAAAUGAGCGAAACGGAUACAACAAGGUACUUUCUGCGAUUAGUUGCGCUUCGGCGGAACGUUUUAGGCCACUAGUAGACGGCCUUUUUGUAGAACACAAUUUGGAAGAAAGGGGUCAAAAGAUUGAAACCAGGGGAGAUUUGUGUUAUCACUCAUUGCUAUUCAUAAAUACUAUCAUAAAUACCCCAUCUGAAUUGAACUUUCGUCUUCAUUUAAGGUGUGAAGUAAUGAGAACUGGACUUUAUGAGCGCUUAGAUUUAUUAGCUGACAUCGUUAACACCAGUAAUAAUGAAAAUCUCGAAAAGCAUUACAAGAUUUUCACAAAUUUCAAAGAUGAGGAUUUUGAAGAAUUUAGUUCCCGAUUUGAUAAUAUUCGACUAGAAAUCGAUGAUGUUAAUGACUGCUUCGAGAUACUUCGCAACACUGUAGUGGAUACUAACUCUGAGCCAUAUUUUUUGUCAAUCUUACAACACUUACUAUACAUACGGGAUGACUAUCUUUAUAAACCAGCAUACUAUAAGCUAAUAGAAGAAUGUAUAUCUCAAAUUGUAUUGCAUAAAAGUGGCUGUGACCCCAAUUUUAAAAGUAGAGAUUUCCAUAUCGAUACGACUGUGUUGUUGGAUGAUCUUGCUGAAAGAAAUAAAACUUUGGAAACCAAAAGAUUAGAAGAACUAGAGAGAAAAAUAGAAGAGCUUCAGGCCCUUAAACAAGAAGCCGAAGCAAAAGUAGCUCAUUUAGAGGACAAAUUGAAAAAUUGUGUUUCAAGUAAAACCUCUAUAGGAACUCCACAGCUUGGGGAAAUAACAGGUGCUAAGGUUCCUCCACCUCCUCCGCCGCUUCCAGGAAAACCUUUUGGUAAUUCAGGAUCAACGGGAGCAAACGCGACAACAACACCACCACCACCACCACCACCACCACCUUUCGUAUUAGGGGGUUUAAAUAAAAAAUCUGGAGUACUACCACCACCACCACCACCUAUGAAUCCGAUUAUGUUAAAUCAAAAAAAGACAACUAAUGAGCUUCCAUCAUUUUUAAAACCUAAAAAGAAAUAUGUUGUAGACGGGCCCAUGAAACGUGCUAACUGGAAACCAAUCGCCCCUCAAAAAUUAUCUUCGAAAUCUUUAUGGACAAAAAUCCAGGAAGAUAACAUUCCAGUAGAUGACAUUUUUAAUGGUUUAGUGGAAAAGUUUUCUACAAAACCAGUAAAAGCAGUGACCAAGGAUACAAUUGACAAGCCAUCAGCUCCUGUGAAGAAAAACAUUGAUCUUAAGGUACUUGAUGGUAAAGCUGCACAAAGUCUCUCAAUACUACUAGGUGGACCUCUGAAACAUAUGACACAUGAUCAAAUUAAAAGCUGUUUAUGGAAAUGUGAUACAUCAACGUUGUCACCAAAUGUUCUGCAAUUACUAAAACAAUAUCUUCCACCCCCAAGCCAAAUUAAAAAAUUAAUAGAUUUAAAAAAGAGUGGCGAGAUUCUUGCGGUGGUCGAAGAGUUUGUCGUGAAUCUAUCUGAUAUCAAACGUAUAGGUGCGCGUUUGGAAAGCCUUCAUUUUAUGCAAACUCUGCCUGAUAUGAUAAAUGAUAUAAAACCAGAAAUAGUAUCUGGAACAUCUGCUUGUGAAGAAAUAAAGCAUUGUGAAAAGUUCGCUAAAGUUUUGGAGUUGAUAUUGCUAUUUGGAAAUUAUAUGAACUCUGGAUCCAAGCAAGACUCGGUAUACGCUUUUGAAAUUAGUUUUUUGACAAAGUUGUCCAACACAAAGGAUGUACACAACAAAGAAACACUGUUACAUUAUUUAGUGUCUGUCAUUGAAAAACAAUUCCCUGAUGUUUUACAUUUUUAUGAAGAUAUUCCGCAUAUAGAUAAAGCUGCACGAAUUAGUUUAGAUAACAUCAGAAGGACUAUGACCACAUUAAACAGCUCCGUAAAAAAUGUGGAAAAUGAUUUAAUUGCAAACAAAAUCCCACAAAAUGAAGAGGAUUGUUUUACUUCAGUUUUUGACAAUUUUAUUAAUGGUGCAAGGCAACAAGUGGAGGUUUUGGGGAAAAUGGUACUUCAAAUGGAGAAACUGUAUAAGGAAAUUUCAGAAUUUUUCAGUUUUGACAUAAAUAAAUACGCAAUGGAAGAUUUUUUCUCUGAUAUUAAAACGUUUAAAGACUCAUAUAUUCAAGCAUAUCAAGAUAAUUUGAAAGAGCGCGCGAUACAAGAGAAAAAUCAAAGGGCCAAUGCAGCUCGAGAGCAACAUGAGAGAGAUAUUCAAGAGAGACAACAAAGAAAGUUGGCUAUUGUGGACAUUGAUGCGGCUCAAACUCAGGAAGGGGUGAUGGACAGCUUGCUCGAAGCUUUACAAACUGGUUCAGCAUUUGGGAAUCGAGAAAAAAGAAAAAGAAACGCAGUGCGACCAGCAGGAGCAGAAAGAAGAGCACAAUUAAGUCGUAGUAGAUCACGAAAACAAAUGUACUCAACAAAUCGUGAAAAUAGUAAUUUGCUAUUUAUAUCCUAGUCUUUUAUAUAUACCUAUCAAUCAAUAUUCUAUAUUGAUAUUUUGUACUUUUUCAUAUCUGAGAGUCAUUUAAUUUUUUUCAACAUAUCCUUAAAAAACAAAAUAAAAAACAAACUAGAA